This is a messenger RNA of Thamnophis sirtalis, 902 nucleotides long. NCBI's taxonomy places the organism in Eukaryota, Metazoa, Chordata, Lepidosauria, Squamata, Natricidae. The record is from RefSeq and is a predicted model, not a curated record.
CGGGCACCGGCCGUGGGAAGAAAGGGGAAAAGCGGAGGAUCGCUGAGCUCCCGGCAGGAAUAGAAAUGGAGAAUCAGGGACCGGUACGAAAGGUUCAAAGGGGACGGAAAAAUUCUCAUCCCGUUCAGCUCGGAGCCAUCCAAGACUUCUCGGUUGCACUAGAUUCCCGGUUUAUUAAGCAGGAGCCAGAAGAAAACCUCCAGCAGCCUUGGGACGUUCAGUGGCAGGAUUUCCUGAAGGCAAUGCAGCCCUCUCGUUCCGGACAGAAACGCGCUCAGCUACUCAGUCCUGCCCGGUCCGCGGACAAUUCACAAUCCUCGUUUAAGGAAACGGCUGAUUUGAAUCAGAGGCCAGGGAGAAAGAGACUAACCCAGAUUCUGCCAAGCCCCAUCAAAGAUUGCCGAGACUUCAUCUCCACAGUGAGAGUGAAGGAAGAAAUUUUGGAGAUGGAAGAAACCUUUGCCUCCGAUUUGGAGCGCCAGCAGUUCAGGCAGUUCUGCUACCUGGAGGCUGAAGGACCCAAGGAGAGCUUUUUCCAGCUGCAGGAACUCUGCUGGCAGUGGUUGAAGCCCGAGAGACGCACCAAGAAGCAGAUUCUGGACCUCUUAGUCCUGGAGCAGUUCCUGGCCAUUUUGCCCCCAGAGAUGCAGGGCUGGGUCAAAGAGGGCAAGCCAGGGAGCUGUGCCCAGAUGGUGGCCCUGGCAGAGGAUUACUUUCUGCGGGUGCAGGAGGCUGAGGGACUGCAAGAGAAGUUACUUAAUAUAAAUAAACCAGCAUUUUAUCAUCUCUUACGCUGCGCACAGAAGUAUGGCAAAGCCAAAAUUCAGCAAAGAAUUAGCAGCCUGAAAACAUUCUUGGACUGCAGUCUAAGUAGAGAAAUUACACAGGGAGUAAGCCCCUAG